UGCAAGAAAAAGUUGUUGCGAAAAUAAUUGGUAGAAAGCUAUAAAAUAUUAAAAGCAAUUUAAAGUGCCAAAACGUAGAAAUUUAUUAACUAUAAUUAAAAUAAAUUAAUAUAUAGUAAGCAAUUAAAGUAUGACUUCUCGAGUACCACAACUGCGAUUAAGUGCCAGCGCGUUAAAAUGUAAACAGGGCUGUGGCUUUUAUGGAAAUUCUCAAUUCGAGGGACUUUGCUCAAAAUGCUUUCGUGAACGUAACGACAAGAAGAAAAAACAAAAUUUACUGUCGAGUUCAACAGCAUUUAGAAUCGAUCCAAAUUUACCAAAAACAAGUGAUGGAAGUGUGAAUAGCAGCCUUGUAGCUGGACGUUUAUCUCCCAAAAAUUUGCUAAAUCGCUCGCCAUCGAAAAAACAAGAUGAAGCCACCAGUAGUAGUGGAACAUCCAAUAAAAAGAAAUCAUUAGUACCCUAUAGUGCUAUUAUACAAAAAACACUACAAUCAACAACGCAAAAAACUAGAAAACACAAAAAUGAAGAACAACAGACUGUUAUUCAAGACAAACCGCAUAUACCGGACGCAACGGAGAAGCAAUUUAUUUUACAAUUCAAACAGUUACGUGUUCCCGAUGAUGGAAAACGUGUGCUCAAAGAUGAAGUACAACGAUUAGAUGGAACUAUACGUAGUUAUAUGAAUAGCAAUGCCAAUAAAAAUGUUGAGGAACUUUCCGAAUUGGUGCAAAAUGCAUAUACAAAAUUUGCUGAUACUGUGCAUAAUAAUCAGAUAUUUCAAAUAGCUACCAAUGAGGAUCGUGAAAGUGCCAUCGAUUUUUUUGAAAAGGCUGUAAUGACACAAAAUCACAAAUUUUUGUUUAGUCCUUACUUUACGACAGAUGAAGAAAAAGAUGCUGAAAUACAAAGGCGUAUACGACAAUUAAGUUGGAUCACUGCAAAACAUUUAGCUUGUAGUAUCGAUGAGGUAAACGCGGAAUCUCGUGAUUUGGUCUAUAAUGCAAAUUGGUUCAAAGCAACGCAGUAUUGCAGGUAUCAUGGCAUGCAUUUGGCUAGCAUCUCAUCGCAAGAAGAAAAUGACAGACUGGAAAAACACAUACAAGAUUUUGGUUUGGGUCAUGAGCAUUUUUGGAUAUCAGGCACUGAUUUAGCUGACGAAGGUAACUUCUUUUGGAUGGCAACAGGCCGCCCAAUUACGUUUACUAAUUGGAAUGCUGGCGAGCCAAACAAUUUCCGCUAUGAAAAUGGCGAAGAAGAAAACUGUUUGGAGUUGUGGAAUCGUGAUGGUAAAGGCCUAAAAUGGAACGACUCACCUUGCAGUUUCGAAACAUAUUUCGUUUGUGAAGUACAACCAAAUUAAAAGCAACUUUAUCUAGGCAACAAAUUAUAAAUUCGCUUAAACAAACAAACAAACAGACAAAAAACAAUAAAAAUAAAAAUAAAAGCGGUUCUUUACGCUUGUUAUGUGUGUCAAGCUUGUAAUAAAAAAAUAACAA
Messenger RNA from Teleopsis dalmanni, 1499 nucleotides. Its product is annotated as rab5 GDP/GTP exchange factor-like. Bases 131 to 1363 code for a protein of 410 amino acids. Gene Ontology annotation, biological process: vesicle-mediated transport. The record is from RefSeq and is a predicted model, not a curated record. Gene Ontology annotation, cellular component: cytosol; endocytic vesicle. Gene Ontology annotation, molecular function: guanyl-nucleotide exchange factor activity; DNA binding; small GTPase binding. The transcript has 6 exons. NCBI's taxonomy places the organism in Eukaryota, Metazoa, Arthropoda, Insecta, Diptera, Diopsidae.